Messenger RNA from Lolium perenne, 1822 nucleotides. RefSeq lists its product as uncharacterized. NCBI's taxonomy places the organism in Eukaryota, Viridiplantae, Streptophyta, Magnoliopsida, Poales, Poaceae. Gene Ontology annotation, molecular function: protein binding. The record is from RefSeq and is a predicted model, not a curated record.
GAGAAGCUGCUUUCAGACAUUGACUUCCAGGCUUCCGAUCUGCCAACGGAAAAGCUAUUUCCUUCUUCCACACCACCGGCGACAGCCCAGGAAAUGGCGGAGGAAGUGACCUCGCUGCCGGUGACCGACGACCUCCUGGCGGAGAUCUUCCUCCUGCUGCCCACCCCGGCCGACCUCGUCCGCGCCUCCGCCGCCUGCGCCUCCUUCCGCCGCCUCGUCACCGACCGCGCCUUCCUCCGCCGCCUCCGCUCCCUCCACGCCGCGCCAUUCCUCGGCUUCCUCAACCACAACGGCUUCCACCCGGCCCUCCCGCCCCACACCUCCGCGCCCGCCGCCCGCGCCGUCUCCCUCGCCGCCGAUUUCUCCUACUCCUUCCUCCCGUCCCACGACGACGGCUGGAAAGUCCGGGACGUCCGCGACGGCCGCGUCCUCCUCGACCGCACCCCCGAGGACGACGACGCCGAGGAUCCGUCGUCCCCCGUCUUCACGGAGCUCGCGGUCUGCGACCCUCUGCACCGGCGGUGCCUCCAGCUUCCCCCGAUCCCCGACGACCUGGCCGCUUCCGUGGAGCACCCGCAACGCGUGGAGUUCCAGCGCUGGUGCGAGCCCUUCCUCGCCCCCCCAUCCCAAGCGGAUGAGACUUCAGAAACGUCCUUCAGAGUCAUCUGGAUGGCGCAGUGCAAAACCAAGCUGGUCGCCUUCCUCUUCUCCUCAACCACCGGAGAAUGGCGAGCCGUCGCGUCCCAGGGCUGGGCCGACCUGCUAGCGGGCACGGGCGUGUCCACAGCGUCGUCAAAGAGCCCCGUAUUCUUCGGGCGACAGUACGCCUGCGGCUGCUUCUACUGGGUCAUGGACUGGAGAGAGAAGCUCCUCACGCUCGACACCACAACGAUGGAGUUCUCAAUCGCCGACCUCCCGCCUGGCUGCCGAAGGCCGCCGAUCGCCAUUGUGGAUGCGGGGGGAGGCAGGCCCGGGAUGUUCUCUGUCCGUGAAAAUGUCGCGGGCAGCACGUUUGACCUCUACUACACCAUCAGGCGAAACAACAACGAUGGACCUCAGAGGUCCAACAACCGGUGGCAGAUGGAGAGAAUUAUCCCGUUGGAUUCUGGGUACCGGUAUUACCUGAGAAGCGCAACGGAGAGGUACUUGCUACUGAUAAGAUCAGAAGAAGAGAGCUCAUCGUUGCAGAUGGCGGACGUGGAAUGCUUCUCACUGGAUGUCAAGACCUUGCAGUUUCAGAGCGUGUGCAGGCUGAAGCAUCACAUCCUGCGCGCUCACAUAUAUACCAACUUCCCACCGUCGCUGUCGUCACAGACAAUCUGAAGCCAUAGAUUCAGUGGAGUCGUAGUCACUAGUCAGAUCAAAGAGCAGACAUUCAAGUCCAUAACUCAAACUGAUUGGUGCGAUCUUGUUGUAUGAGGUGUGAGAUCAUGUGCCAGAUUCUCAUGGUCGUCACUGCAACUAUCCAAGAUUAAACUACCUGUCUGGAAGGAGAAAUCAAGAUGGCCUCUGGUGGAGGCGGCAGCACCUGUAAUGACAUCGUACACUUCCUCCUCUGCAAACUUGGAUUACAGAUAUAGAUAAAGGAGACAUGAAUUUUCUGGUUUGUUGUUUUGGUGGCAUCUGUUUUGUUCUGUGUUCUUUCAUUUUAUCCUGUUUGGCGUUCAAUAUUGUGUACCAUUUUCUGACAAUAUUAUCUGUCAAAUUGCGUGAGCAGUGAGUAGCGAAACUGGAGGAGUAAUGCCAGUUGAAUGUAACACUGUCGAUUACUUUGUACAUAUUUGUGGCCAAUGUGUACGUCUUGCAGACAGUCUGAUUCUCA